ACUUUCGUGCACAUUAUGAGGUUUAAACGCCUCUGAGAUGAAGAGGGACAAACACCCUCCCUCCUCACAGGACCUGAAGUUGCUUCAGGAAAAAACAAAAAAAAAGCGCCUGGGCGAGUUUUUUUUUUUGUCUAUAGCUGGCUGUAAGAAACAGGACGGGCGAGUCCGUGCCAAGGAGAAGGCGUAGACUUCCUCGUAACGUUUCCUCCGCCAUCUCCGCUUUCAAGCUUUCAGGGAACCCUUCAGGUCGAGGAGGAUUGAAGCUCCGUCUUUCUCCUCUCGGCGGUACAGCUCUACUCCAGCAGACAUGGACUGGGGAACCGACCUUUGGGACCAGUAUGAUGUCAUCGACAAGCACACUCAGUCCGGCCUGGACCUGAUGGAGCGCUACAUCAAGUUUGUGAAGGAGCGGACGGACAUUGAGCAAAACUACGCCAAGCAGCUCAGGAAUCUGACAAAGAAGUACAACAAAAGAGGAAAUAAAGAUGACCAGGACUGCAAAUACAGCAACCAUGCAGCGUUCCAGGAGAUCCUGAAUGAGCUGAAUGACUACGCGGGGCAGCGAGAGGUCAUUGCCGAAAGCAUGAGCACCACCAUUUAUGUCGACCUCACUAAGCAGUUACAGGACCUCAAAGCGGAGCGCAAAAAUCACCUGUUGGAUGUUAAAAAGGCCCAGCAGAACUUAGAGAGCUCUUUUAAACACCUAGAAAGUAUAAAAAAGCGUUCUGCCAAGGAGUGGGCAGAAGCUGAGAAAGCAACACAACAAGCAGAAAAAAUCGAUAAUGAUCCCAACGCUACCAAGCCGGAUGUGGACAAAGCCAAACAGCAUGCAAAUACACGGACGCACAUAGCAGACGAGUGCAGGACGGACUAUGCUGCAGAGCUCCAGAAAUACAACAAGGAACAGAAGUCCCACUAUUACUCUGACGUACCACAGAUCUUCAAUAAACUGCAGGACAUGGAUGAACGGAGGAUCAGGAUGCUGGCGGAGAAAUAUUGUCGCUUUUCAGAAAUUGAGAAGAGCGUUCUGCCCAUAAUCACGAAGUGUCUGGAUGGAAUUAUUGCAGCGGGGCAAAGAAUCGAUGAGAAGAAGGACUCCAAACUUUUAAUAGAACAUCAUAAAUCUGGGUUUGAACGACCCGGGGAUGUGGAGUUUGAAGACUACAACCAGGGAGUGAAAAAAGCCAUUUCUGAAUCCAACCUCAACCCUCCAAAAGUGCGCGGCAAGCUUCGGCUUUUUGGAAAGAAACACAAGACAUCUCAUGCAGACAAGCACACGGCGCAGUCAGAGGAUUUCUCUCACCUUCCUCCGGAGCAGAGGAAGAAGAAGCUGCAGGCAAAGAUCGAGGAAAUCAGCAAAGAUCUGCAGAAGACUCAGGACCAAAGUGAAGCACUGGAUAAGAUGAAGGGCGUGUACGAGCAGAAUCCACAGAUGGGAGACCCUGCCAGUCUGGAACCACAGAUCUCAGAAACGUCCCAGAAAAUGAGCCGCUUGAAGGGGGAGUUGAAUAAAUACGAGACGUGGCUGUCGGAAGCAGUGGGAGGAGAGGAAUCGCCCAGUAACAACAACUUUCAACACGGGAAUGACAAUUCUCAGAACAUCUACAACAGUUUUGAGGAGGAUUUCGAUGACAUCCCAUCUCCCAUUGGCCAGUGUGAAGCUUUGUACACCUUUCAAGGCAACAGCGAAGGCACCGUUUCCAUUUCGGAGGGCGAGCUGUUAACCAUAAUGGAGAAUGACAAAGGAGAUGGAUGGAUGAGAGUCCUGAAAGGCAACGGGGAGGAGGGCUACAUACCUUCAUCCUACGUCAAGCAAACUGCCUAACUUCCAUCACUCCGAGGUUCAAAGCCGGCGUGGAGCACAAAGUCACUCUAAACAACCGGAGCUGUUUUGAUGUCGGCCUCAUUGGGGUGAAUGGGAGCUGUUGUGGGAGGCGGACUGCAAAAUACUCCUCAUCUCUGAUGUCUCUCUGGGAAACGAGACUGAGCCACGAAAAGCUAAACAUCUUGUUGAGUUUCUAAAAAAAACUGAAUGUAGUUACCAUUCCUGUAACACCUGCUUCAUAGUACAUUUGUUUAAUAUUUUAAGAAUAUUUUAUUCCUCAACUUGAUCUUCUUUCCGUCAUUUCUUUCAAGCUGCUGAUGCUUUUAUUUUCUAGCUUUUAAACGACUUUCCUAAAAAAUAAUGUGAGAUAUUAAUCACUCUGUGUUUAGAAUUGAAUGAAAACCACUACACUGUUGGGAGUGUGCAAAAUAUCUUAAGUAAACGAUGAGUUUAUAUCAGUUUCCUAAAUGAGAAGUCAUUUUUUUUGUUAGUUCGUGAGCUGAAGCAUUCCUUCCCUUGAUGAUUCCUUCAUGGAAACAGUGCUCCUCGUAAAAUUGUAAAGUUUUCCAUCAUGUCAUUUGCAGCAAAAUUAAGCAACGUUGUUUCAAACGUCACAAAGAAACAGUUUGAGUAAAAAAAGUAGAAAUUAUGUAAAAGUUGACGUUUUUCAUUUAAAAUCUAUUGACAAAAACAAAAGUUACAAUUGUUUUUUGGGUUAAUUGAGUUCUAUUAAUGUGGUAAAAACUUGCUGCAGUGGUAAAAUAACAUUGUAGCUCCUGUGAUCUCUUGUGAAUUUUGGAGAUGGUGUGUGGAAACAAAAAAAUACACAACAGAGGUGAAAUAUUAGUGAUAAUCCUCCCCUUUUUAAAAAAAAUAAAUAUAGAAAUAAAUAAAUCUUAGUUUUUAUAUUAAAUAUUUAAAUGCUGCAAUUCAAAAUUAAUUUUAUUGUAUUUAAUUUAUGCCUAAGGAAAGUAAAGAAAAAAUGUGAACGUAUUAAAAGUUUUGGAAAUUUAGUCCAUCUAUUGAUAGAGAAAAGCUAAAUAUUUUGGGGGGAAAAUGAGAUCAUGAACCUGUUACCUGUGUAAUCAUAAUGUAAGAUUCAAACCCUUGAGCUACCUCUGGACACUUCUUAUUGAAACCUUUUAAUUUAGCUUUCUUUACCACUUUUACGUGAUAUUAUUAUUAUUUUUUUAAUUUACCCAUUUUAUACUUUUUUUCUCUUAACCCCUUGAUGCAUAUUCAUGCAAAUAGGCAUCAAACUAUUUCUGGAUAAAAAAUAAAUGUCAAGGGGUUAACACUGACCUGUAAUCCAUUUACUCACUAAAAAACAUCACUGUGGGAUGACUUAACUUUGCUUUUGCAAUGAACAUGAGGAACAAAUUUGAAAUUAAGCUUUGCUACUUCAAAAGUAGUGUUGUUAGGUCAAAAAUAUUUUCUAAAAUCACUUAUUCUAAGUGGUGUCAUGGAUCAACAUUCAUCUGAAUGAAUUGUGAAGAUGGGGGUGAAAAUGAAUCCCUCAAAAAUAUUACUGAGGAGCACUUAAAAGAUUACAGAAAUUCCUUUUAAAAACACAAAACGUCUACUGUAAUUCUUGAUAAUUUGGGAUUUGUUCGUCCUAUGACACUUAAUGUUAAUUAUUUAGUUUAAAUAGUACAUCUGAAUUAGCUGCUCCUGAAUUUUGUUGUUUCUCCUCCCAAAUAAGCUACAGAGUUUAUUCAUCUAUUUUCCUGCAACUCAAACUAGCAAAUGUUUUAGGACAAUUUACCCGUUUUUUUAUCUUUAUUUUAUUGUAUGUAUGUGUAUUAUAAAAUAAGAAUUAUAUUUCCUUUGGUGUUGAAAUAAAAACACAUCCAUGGA
Oryzias melastigma (Indian medaka) is the source of this 3682-nucleotide messenger RNA. RefSeq names its product thyroid hormone receptor interactor 10b (gene trip10b). The transcript has 15 exons. Lineage: Eukaryota; Metazoa; Chordata; Actinopteri; Beloniformes; Adrianichthyidae. The record is from RefSeq and is a predicted model, not a curated record. The coding region runs from base 308 to 1825 and encodes 505 amino acids. Gene Ontology annotation, molecular function: protein binding. Gene Ontology annotation, biological process: signal transduction.